UGGCAUAUCCGCCGAGACCUUUUGAUCUCAAGGAUGGAGAUGACACUACCGGAUGCUCGCAGUGACGGAGUAGACUUAGUUGAGUGUGCGUGUGUGAUACUGCUGAAGGCGUUCAGGGAGAGAACUCACUUGAUUGAGUGCAUAGAGUGAUACUGUUAGUUGUGUGUAGCGAUGGAGCACAAUUGGAUGAGUGUAGAGAGUGAUACUCUGUGUCACGUGCAGCAAUGGAACACAAUUAGUUAAAUGUCAAGGGGACGGAGGGAGGGGUGAAUGGGAGAGGUGUACGUGUGUCCAUCACAGCUAUACCAACAUAUUUAACACCCUACACAAAGGCUUGGCACCAAUUGUCCUACAACGCCAGUCAUAAAGAUAACCAUCACGGUCAAUUCUUCUCAGCCGUCAUCAAGUCCGCACGAUAUCAACACUGCCAACUGACCAGGAGAGGGCACUUGCGCAUGCCGUCAAGGACACGCACACACACACAUACGCAUACACGCACAUACGCACCUCAGUUCCGUGUCAUCGGCCACAGGACCCGGCUCCUGGUGUGUCCGGGCGUCUCGGCCUCUGUCGGUUAAGUGUGUUUACAUGCCCACCUGGCGCCAAGAUGACCUCCCCGCACCGCCAUCAACGAAUUCUCAGUCUUCAGGAGGACCGGAGGCGAGGGAGUGUGGCGGCGGAGCUGCAGCUGGUGUUCCGGGCUAUUGAGCAGCACGCCCUGAUGCAGCUGCGGCAACACUUGGUUGACGACAGCGGCUACAUCAACGGCCACAGCGGCGCCUUUUACAUCACUCCCCUACACGCUGCGGUGGAAAUGGGCUGGGUAGAGGGCGUUCGAGAGCUCCUGCUGAAAGGAGCGUCAGUGAGUAGUAGAAACCAGUACGACCAGACGCCACUGCACUACGCAGCUGCUGCCAGGCAAGAAGAAAUCCUUGCGCUGCUCUUAGACAGUCGCAGCAGUGCUGGUGCCAUCAACUUGCACGACAUGAGAGGCACGUCUCCUCUCCACGAAGGGGCGGCGAGCGGUAGUGUUGUCGCAGUCAAGCUCCUACUGGCGAACGGUGCAAAUGUAACUGCGAUAGAUAAACAAGGGGAGUCACCCAUGCACAAAGCCGCAAAAGCCGGAGCUUUUGGAGUCAUGGUGGCUCUGCUACAAAAAGGUGGCGACCUUCGACAGAAAGAUUACAGAGGUGUCUCUGCUUUGCGCUGGUUGAUGCUCACCAACUCCAACGGACUGCAGCACCUGUUAGACCACUUACUCAUCACUAGUGUAGCAGGCAACAGAAGAUCGCCGGUAACCUUUGAUUUCUCAGCACUCGUCUGCGAAUCGUCGGGAGCUCAGCAGUGUCAGUUGCUGUCUUAUUUUAUUGAAACAGGUAAUAGUGAAAUCCUCGCUCACCCUGUGUGUCAUGUGUUUCUCUUAAUCAAAUGGAAAAGAGCAAGAAUCGUUUUCUUGGGCUAUCUGCUAUAUUUUGUGGUCUACGCAUUGUUGACGGGUUUGUUCCUUUUCAACCGGCUGCUGUGGAGCAACCGCGACACACACAAUCAAACUUCUUCGCAUCUUGAGAACACCACAAAUGUUAAUUUUUCAUCUGAUGACCAAGGUAAAACUUCCCUUCUGCCUGACCAGUGGAUGAAAGUGUGUUUGUGUGUGCAGAUUUUGAUGUUGUUAGUGAUUCACGUAAAUCGUAUUAGACUCCAAGGGCUUGCAUAUACGAAAGUGCCAAGUUUUUGGCAUAACUCCAUAUCAGUUCUGUGUGUGUUAAGUUUGCUGACGUCUUCUUGGUGUCUCGGACCAUCUACUAUUGCUGUCUGGGAGCAUCACGUCGCCACCAUCGUCUUCCUCCUACUGCAGCUCCAGUUUUUACUCAUCCUCCGGAAAUACCCGUCGCACGGCCUCUACGUCGCCAUGUUCAUCCGUGUGGCCGAGGAUUUCCUGCGAAUAUUCUUCGUAUACAGCACCCUGCUGGUGUGCUUCACUCUGACGCUCUUCCUGGCCUUCAACAGGGAGACCCACGAUGACCCAGUAUACAAGAGCGGACCGCUCCUGUUCCUCAAGAGCUUGACUAUGAUGGUGGGUUCAGUGGAUGUCAAUCAGAACAUGGCGGAGCAUCUCAACCGUCUUCCCUAUACUAGUUACCUCAUCUUCCUGCUCUUCAUACUUCUCAUUUCCAUCGUGCUCUCCAACCUGCUGGUGGCGCUGGCUGUCAGUGACAUCCGGGAGCUGCGUGCCUCUGCCCACCUCAUGCGUCUUGCAAGCAUGGUGGACGCCAUUGGGAACAUCGAGCAGCUGUGCGACUUUCCCCUUCUGCGCCAUCUGGCCGACUACUGCCGCCUAGACACUGGCGCCAGUCAGGUGCGCCUCUGGCCGCAGCACGACGCCCGCCAGCCGUCCGUGGUGGUGGCCGAGCGCGAGACGUCGCCAGGCACCUCACAUCCCAAGUCUUUCUGCUGGCGCUGGCUCAGGAAGCGCCUUCACCGCCACCACUACGAGAUCCACAUCCCCGCCCUCCUGCAGGAGGAGAUCCUGAACAGGAUCACCGCCAGGGAGUACGUCACCUUGGCCUCCAGUCUCAAAGACGACGAUCAGGAUACCAAAACCAUUUAUAAUGAAAUUAUGAGAAGAUUGAAAGCUAUCGAAAAGUCUAUGAACCGUUAAGUUGAUUCAACCUCUCGAGGGACUCGAUUGAAUUGCACCUGAGAGCGGAAGACUGACCUCUAUCAUGGCUGUUCGUAAUGAUGAGCAAAUCAAAUGAUGAAACUAGCUCACCCGCAUAGGAAGUUGCUUAGCUUAUGGACCUGUACUUGAGAUCGCUCUCCAACCCGUUGUUGAGAUAAUAAUUCAUUAAAACACUUUGAAACUAGCUUAUCAAGACUGUGACUUGUUUAGCUAAAUGAUUUUUUGGUUUCAAUUUGAAACCCUUAUGGGAUUCUGUAAUCUUUUUCCACAACUGUCCACAAGGUGGGUAUGGGGUCACUAAUGUCCACAAGAUGGGUAUGGGGUCCACUAAUGUCCACAAGAUGGGUAUGGGGUCCACUAAUGUCCACAAGAUGGGUAUGGGGUUCACUGUCAUUCACAAGAUGAGUAUGGGGUCCACUACUGUCUAAAAGAUGGGUAUGAGGUGCAUAAUAAAUGAAUUAAACUAAAAGCUAGUGCUUGUAAAGAUUAAUUUAAGAAUUACGAAUAUUUAGAUGGAGAAAUACAGCAACUAGAUGAAAGCGCAAUCAAAAUAGUUUUAUUCAUAACAAUGAACCCGAUUUAUUUUGUAUUUAAACUUGUGUUAUUCCUUUGUUUAUAUAUGUAUGUUAUUGAUAACUGUCUGGGAAGACUCGCUGUAUAAGUGCUCAUGAUUCGGUGUUGAUCUGAAAUAAUGUUGUUAUACAUUCUGAAACAAACGUAUAAACUGCUAAUCUAGCGGGCAUUAAGGCUAGGCUACGGCUCUUCACUUGGAGAGCCUGCUUGACAUUUUCCAUCAAUAUCCAACUUUUUGUUUUGUCUGUCCAUUAUUGUACAGGCCGAACUGGUCCACAUACCAUGAGGUCACUUGUUAGACUGCCAUGUCCCCCUCCAAGAAACUUGCCAAGAGAGCCUCACACUCCUUCAAAGCCACGUAAUACGCGGCCUCGGCCCCCUCCAAGUCACUUAUAUGGCAGUGUUCUACCGGGACUCUGGCCAGGCGGGCGCGCCCUCUCCGUCUUCCUCCGAACAAACAGCCAUAUCUCCUUUUCCAGUCAUGUGCUGGAACACUGCUUGGCUCUGUGACUCACACUCCUUGACGUAGCCAACCUGUGAGGGCGUCAGUCUAGCUAGAAUUGAUGUAAAUGUGCCUCCUGGCUGGCCCACUAUCCACUGUUGAUGGACACCACCGGCCAUAGUCACGCUUCGAGAGAAAUGUGUGUAAAUUUGGAAAGACUGAAGAUAGGUUGAUUGACACAAUUUGCUUAAACAUAUGCUGUUCAAAGCUACAUUCGGUUUCAGAAUCAGCUGCAGUUACACUAAAUUACUUAUACUCUUUGAAUUGAAUCAAUUUAUUUUAUUUUUAUUUAUUUAUUUAUUUAUUAUUAACAAGACGGUACAAUGGGUUUGUGAGAUUACAUAAUACUGGUAUUUUUGCAUUCUUGCUAAACCACUAAAACGCAUAGCAUUUCGGGCAGAAUUCAUUGUACAUGAAGGCAAUAUUCAUUGUACAAUAUAUGAAGAAAUCACAUACACAUAGACACUGUCUCCAUGUACAACAUACACAUAGGGACAUGCUAUUUUUAGUGUACAAAUUGCUUAAAAAUAGUCACUAAAUAGUUUCAAAGUGGCACGCCAAGAAUCCGAGCCUAAGGUCCGUGUUUAUCUUAAUCCGCAUCUGGGUAAAGGUAUAACUAUUUUUUUAACACACUCUUCCUUCUCUACUGUAGCCCAUUAGUUCAACCCAAUGGCAGAUGUGUUUAUAAGUCCGUCGAAAGAAAUGCGUGGCGCAGUGAAUGACAGAUCGAUUAUAUUUUUGUCUGUCAGUGACGGGGUCAUUCAAUUAUUUUUUUAAUAAGUAUAUAAGAGUGUUCAUGUAUCCUCCAUGGACGGAGUUUGAGGAGAGAGACUGGGGCGGUUUUUACAAGAUAAAGUUGUAACUACAAGUCAUGAUUAACAGGUAUAAGUUGAACACAUUUUCAUCUGUGUUUAGAGUUCUCUCAAGGCUGGGGUUUGGUGUCACUCAGGAUGUGGCCUGGUGUCACUCAGGAUGUGGCCUGGUGUCACACAGGAUGUGGUGCAAAUGUAAUUUUAUUAAAAUUAUGUACCUUGCUUAGAUCACAUCUUUAGUUGGUUAUGCUGCAUCUAUGGUUGCUUUUCUGCCCAAAAGCUUAAAGGGCUGAAAAAUAAACUUAAAAACUUUGACUUCAAACUAAUUGAGAGCAAAAGCAAAAAUUUAACUAAAGUAGAAAAGUUAAAAAAAUAUAUAUUAUGUUGAAUGUAACAGCAGAAAUUGCAACAGAACAGCAGAUGGAAAUUUUAACUCAAUAAACAGAAGGAAUAAAUUUGUGUAAGAUUUUACACAACAUAUAUCAGCUGUUUUACAAGUUCAAACAUUAAUCAUUAACAUUCAAUAACAGCAAAACAUAGGUUGACAUUUAGGAGGUGGGUUUGGUUACAUUGAGUUGAUUAGGUAGAACAA
Procambarus clarkii (red swamp crayfish) is the source of this 5159-nucleotide messenger RNA. Lineage: Eukaryota; Metazoa; Arthropoda; Malacostraca; Decapoda; Cambaridae. The record is from RefSeq and is a predicted model, not a curated record.